This is a messenger RNA of Cylicocyclus nassatus, 444 nucleotides long. Lineage: Eukaryota; Metazoa; Nematoda; Chromadorea; Rhabditida; Strongylidae. The record is from the annotation of a GenBank genome assembly.
CAAUCAAGUAUUAUUGUUUGCCCUCUGGGGACUUGCAUCGAUCAGAAGUCCGGGUUUGAAGAUGCCCUUCGUUUCCUCAGCAUGGCAUCUCUGCUGGUGUUGCUGACACUUCCAGCUAACGGUGCUAUAUUGUGCUAUAGAUGCUCAGCUAAUUCAGCUAAUUCCACAUGUGUUACUCGACCGAGAAGUUUUCCCUGGUUUCAGUGUGAUGGGUACUGUCAGGUAUGGCAUCUUUAUUCUGAAGCUGACUCUUCGAUUUAUAUGUUCGAGCGUACUUGCUCUAAUUACUGUCAUUCUGGAUGCACUCAGUUGGCCGACAUGGAGCACCGAUUUGUGGGGUGCUCGUACUGUUGUAAUUCAAACUUCUGCAAUAGUGUGAAUACGGCUGAAAGCAAAGUCGUCAGUGUUUCAUACUUCAUCGCAAUGGCUUGUCUGCUAAAAUGA